GUCGCUUUACUUUAAUUCGUCACAGUGACGUCAGAGUGGCAUCAAAUUCAAAUUUAGAAUUUAAUGGUUAUAUAGUAUGGAGAUUUCAAAAGAAAAUAUUAAUGUCUUCCUACGAUGCAGGCCUCCAGUUAAUUCUGAAGUAAAAGUUUUAAAACAGUCUAUUUUGAAAUAUGAUAAGAAUAAUUCAGAAAUAAUAAUAGAAGCAAAGGUUGGAGAAAAAAAUUUUCAUAAAAAUUUUACAUUUGAUAAAAUAUUUAAUGAACAAACAUACCAGAAAGAUAUCUACAAAGCAAUUGUUGAACCUAUUGUUGAAGAAGUACUUAAAGGUUAUCAUUGCACCAUUUUUGCUUAUGGUCAAACUGGUACUGGAAAAACCUACACAAUAGAAGGUGAAAGAAGUAAUAAGUUCAUUCCAUGGGAAAAGGAUCCUUUAGCAGGAAUAAUUCCAAGAGCACUAUUUAAUAUUUUUCGAGAAUUAUCAAAAUAUAAUGGAGAGUGUUCCGUUCGUAUUUCUGCGGUUCAGAUUUAUAAUGAAGAAAUAUUUGAUUUAUUGAAUGAAAAUGAUAGUGUUAAGCUGAAAUUAUAUGAAGAUAACGUUUUAAAAGGAUCAGUACUAAUACAGGGACUUACAGAAGUACCAGUAUGUAAUACAGAUCAAGCUUAUUUUACAAUUGAAAAAGCGAUGUUAAGAAGACAAACCAAUGCAACUCAUACUCAUGGUGCAUCAAGCCGGAGUCAUGCUGUAUUCUUUAUUUCUGUGUCAACAAAAACAAAUACAAAAACAGAACUCUUUAAAAUGGGAAAAUUAACUUUGGUUGAUUUAGCUGGAAGUGAAAAUAUAGGUCGAUCAGGUGCAGUUGAUAAACAGGCUAGAGAAGCAGGGAGCAUUAAUCAGAGUUUAUUGACAUUAAAUAGAGUAACAAUGGCCCUAGUUAAAAAAGCUAUUCAUGUACCCUACAGAGAGAGUAAACUUACACGUAUGUUACAAGAUUCUUUAGGAGGCCAUUGUAAGACAACUCUUAUUGCAACAAUAACGCCUGCCGCAAGCAAUAUUGAAGAAACACUAAGUACCUUGGAAUAUGCAUGUCUUGCUAAAAAUGUUGUUAAUCAUCCCAAAGCUAAUCAGAAAUCAAUUAAAGUAACAUCUAUGAAGGAUUAUACCAGCAAAAUGUCAAAUCUGCAACGAGAUUUAUUUGCAACUUUAGAGAAAAGUGGUGUAAAUAUUCCCGAAGAAACUUACAAUUCAUUAGAAAAUGAAUUAAGUAGUACAAGAAAAACUUUCAAUGAAAAAACAAAUGAAGUAGAAAAACUACAGGAAAAGUUGGAAGAAGUGAGCUUUCAAGCUACAAAUACAAAAAAUGAACUUUCGGAAAAAAAGAUUGAACUCGAUAAAUGUAAAACAUACUUAGAAAAAGUAAUAGUGCAGUUAAAAAAAGAUAGAAAAAAAUUAAGCUCUGUACAAAAUAAAUUACAAAAAUCUCAACAUGAAUUUGAAGCUGUGAAGCAAUUAGUGUCACAUCGUAAAAGAACAGAAACCAAAUUAAAAAAUCAAGCAUCAAAGGUAAAAAUAUUUAAAAUAUUUANUUUAGCAGGAAUAAUUCCAAGAGCACUAUUUAAUAUUUUUCGAGAAUUAUCAAAAUAUAAUGGAGAGUGUUCCGUUCGUAUUUCUGCGGUUCAGAUUUAUAAUGAAGAAAUAUUUGAUUUAUUGAAUGAAAAUGAUAGUGUUAAGCUGAAAUUAUAUGAAGAUAACGUUUUAAAAGGAUCAGUACUAAUACAGGGACUUACAGAAGUACCAGUAUGUAAUACAGAUCAAGCUUAUUUUACAAUUGAAAAAGCGAUGUUAAGAAGACAAACCAAUGCAACUCAUACUCAUGGUGCAUCAAGCCGGAGUCAUGCUGUAUUCUUUAUUUCUGUGUCAACAAAAACAAAUACAAAAACAGAACUCUUUAAAAUGGGAAAAUUAACUUUGGUUGAUUUAGCUGGAAGUGAAAAUAUAGGUCGAUCAGGUGCAGUUGAUAAACAGGCUAGAGAAGCAGGGAGCAUUAAUCAGAGUUUAUUGACAUUAAAUAGAGUAACAAUGGCCCUAGUUAAAAAAGCUAUUCAUGUACCCUACAGAGAGAGUAAACUUACACGUAUGUUACAAGAUUCUUUAGGAGGCCAUUGUAAGACAACUCUUAUUGCAACAAUAACGCCUGCCGCAAGCAAUAUUGAAGAAACACUAAGUACCUUGGAAUAUGCAUGUCUUGCUAAAAAUGUUGUUAAUCAUCCCAAAGCUAAUCAGAAAUCAAUUAAAGUAACAUCUAUGAAGGAUUAUACCAGCAAAAUGUCAAAUCUGCAACGAGAUUUAUUUGCAACUUUAGAGAAAAGUGGUGUAAAUAUUCCCGAAGAAACUUACAAUUCAUUAGAAAAUGAAUUAAGUAGUACAAGAAAAACUUUCAAUGAAAAAACAAAUGAAGUAGAAAAACUACAGGAAAAGUUGGAAGAAGUGAGCUUUCAAGCUACAAAUACAAAAAAUGAACUUUCGGAAAAAAAGAUUGAACUCGAUAAAUGUAAAACAUACUUAGAAAAAGUAAUAGUGCAGUUAAAAAAAGAUAGAAAAAAUUAAGCUCUGUACAAAAUAAAUUACAAAAAUCUCAACAUGAAUUUGAAGCUGUGAAGCAAUUAGU
Messenger RNA from Centruroides sculpturatus (bark scorpion), 2666 nucleotides. RefSeq names its product kinesin-like protein KIF11. The record is from RefSeq and is a predicted model, not a curated record. Bases 77 to 2605 code for a protein of 842 amino acids. Gene Ontology annotation, biological process: mitotic spindle assembly; microtubule-based movement. Gene Ontology annotation, molecular function: plus-end-directed microtubule motor activity; ATP binding; microtubule binding. Lineage: Eukaryota; Metazoa; Arthropoda; Arachnida; Scorpiones; Buthidae. Gene Ontology annotation, cellular component: spindle microtubule; nucleus. The transcript has 21 exons.